Messenger RNA from Notechis scutatus (mainland tiger snake), 633 nucleotides. RefSeq names its product inhibin subunit beta A (gene INHBA). Lineage: Eukaryota; Metazoa; Chordata; Lepidosauria; Squamata; Elapidae. The record is from RefSeq and is a predicted model, not a curated record. Gene Ontology annotation, molecular function: hormone activity; cytokine activity; growth factor activity. Gene Ontology annotation, cellular component: extracellular region.
AUGCCUUUGCUUCUGACUAGAAGAUUGGUAUUGUUAUUUUUCUGGAUUAUAGUGCAAAGUUCACCAGCCUCAGGAUCGGAGGGGCACAGUUUAGUUUCUGAUUGCCCAUCCUGUGCCCUUGGCACUCUCUCCAAGAAUGUGCCCAGCUCCCAGCCUGAGAUGGUAGAAGCUGUAAAGAAGCAUAUCUUGAACAUGUUGCACUUGAGAGACAGACCUAACAUCACUCAGCCAGUGCCCAAAGCUGCACUUUUAAAUGCUAUCAAGAAACUCCACGUCGGAAAAGUGAGAGAGGAUGGUAAUGUGGAAAUAGAGAAUGACAUUGGAAGAAGAACAGAAAAGAAUGAAUUGAUGGAACAAACAUCUGAGAUCAUAACGUUUGCAGAAUCAGGUCCUGCCAGAAAAAUGCUGCAUUUUGAAAUUUCUAAAGAAGGCAGUGAAUUGUCAGUGGUGGCUCAAGCUGAUGUGUGGCUUUUCCUUAAAGUAUCUAAAGGUAACCGUACCAGAACAAAAGUGACCAUUCGAUUACAUCAGCAACAGAAACUGCCUAAGCGAAGCUCUCAACUUGUGGAAGAGGAAAGUGGACGUAAGGGAGGAAAAAGUGAAAUUCUCAUUUCUGAAAAGGCAGUUGACACU